Messenger RNA from Cololabis saira (Pacific saury), 1561 nucleotides. Its product is annotated as P2Y purinoceptor 3. Gene Ontology annotation, biological process: cellular response to pyrimidine ribonucleotide; phospholipase C-activating G protein-coupled receptor signaling pathway. Gene Ontology annotation, molecular function: G protein-coupled UDP receptor activity; G protein-coupled UTP receptor activity; G protein-coupled ADP receptor activity. Gene Ontology annotation, cellular component: plasma membrane. The record is from RefSeq and is a predicted model, not a curated record. Bases 134 to 1234 code for a protein of 366 amino acids. NCBI's taxonomy places the organism in Eukaryota, Metazoa, Chordata, Actinopteri, Beloniformes, Belonidae. The transcript is spliced from 3 exons.
ACUGUCUGCCUCAUGCACCUUCUUUCUCCUUACUUUGUUACAGAAGAAAGACCAGGAGGACGACGUUUUUUCCUCCCAACACGUGUUAAAUCCUUCGCCUCCGUUGAUUCACUGCCAUUUCGGAAUGUGAAAGAUGUCCCAUUCUUUCACCUCCCUCCCUACGGAGGCACUCGUCUCAAAGCCCAUUUCUUUGGACUUGUUGUCUACGACCUUUCACCCUGCAGAGCCAUACAGGGCAGACAGCUUCAUCUCCAAUGCCAGUAACAUCAGCGGGGAAGGCAGCCUUCGCUGCACCUACAAGGAAGACUUCAAGCAAAUUUUACUUCCAGCUGUGUACACAGCUGUCUUUGUGCUUGGCAUUCCCCUCAAUGCUGCAGUCAUACUGAAGAUAUGGAAGACAAGGCCCAACCUAAGCCGAAACAACAUCUACAUGCUCAACUUGGCCAUAGCAGACUUUUUUUAUGUGAUGUCUCUUCCCUUACUCAUCUACAACUACGCCAGCCAUGACUACUGGCCCUUUGGGGAAUUUGCUUGUAAACUGGUCAGGUUUCAGUUCUACAGUAAUCUCCACGUGAGCAUCCUGUUCCUCACCUGCAUCAGCGUCCAGCGCUACUUGGCCAUUUGCCACCCACUCGCAGUGUGGCACAAACAAGGAGGUCGCAGGAUGGCCUGGCGUGUCUGUGGAGGAGUGUGGCUGGUGGUAGCUGUCGUUUGUGCACCAACUUUUCAUUUUGCUGCAACAGGAAUCCAACGCAAUCGCACAGUGUGCUAUGAUUUAAGCACACCAGUACAGUCGGGAGACUACUACCCAUACGGCAUGGCUCUGACAUUCCUCGGCUUCUUGCUGCCUUUUGUGUUUGUGAUGCUGUGCUAUUGCCGGAUGGCCCAAAUCCUCUGCCGUCCUGUGUCCUACCAGGGAAUCUCCGUAGCAUCAGCAGAGAAGCGGGACAAGGCUGUGAAGAUGAUCAUUGUUGUUGCAGCCGUGUUCUGCAUAAGCUUCUUGCCAUUUCACAUCACUAAGACCAUGUACCUGGUGGUGCGUACUUUUCGUGCCACGAGCUGUGAGACAAAAAACUUGUUAUCCAUCAUCUAUAAGAGCACAAGACCCUUUGCAAGCAUGAACAGUUUCCUGGACCCUAUCCUGUUUUACUUCACUCAGCCACGCUACCGCCAAAGCACCAAGAGGUUUAUGCUCAGAGUCACGACACUCCGGGACAAGGGCAGCAGUGUGUGAGCAGGCAUUAGAUCCUGUAGAUCCUGCAACUGUGUGAAAGCGCUGUUGCUACGUCAACGGCAGUACCGAGAAGGAUGUAUCGCGAUUGUUUUUCAACAGGUUUCCUGGUGGUGACUUCUCUCACAAACUGUUGUCCAUCAGGCUUUCUGCCUUUGGUCGCUCUAAACUCUGAAAACACUGGAUAUCGUGCAACAUCAAUAUAGUUCUUAUAAUAUACUGUAUAUAAUAAACAGCUUUUAGGAAAGACCGUCAAGCAUUGCGGAAUUCCUCCCGUUGUGAUGAGGAAACACUGUGAUGUGUGACACUGGUUGUACGGUGUUGGUCAUA